AUGAGUGUGAACGCCCUUCAACCCCCAUCAUCCCGCUGGCAGGCAACAACAUUUGUCCGGGAGGGCGAGGGUCAGGCCAGUCUCACCACCUCAAGGCCGGAUGCUGGGCAGUUGAACAGGGCACGUGAUUGGAAGUUGCUGGUAGACUUAAACCAAAAGCUGUGCUUCCUGACUGAAAUCGCAUCCACCAACCUGCGACCAGACCUUGUGCUGUGGUCAGCUUCGCUCAAGCACGUGUACAUCAUUGAGCUCACGGUCCCCUGGGAGAGUGCAGUAGAGGAAGCCUAUGAGCGAGCUACAACAACGAGGCUGGACAACGAGGGUCUGACCAGUGGAGGUAGGUUGCAGAGGAGUAUCACUGAGAAGCCGGUGACACCGGAGUACGAGGUGGCACCAGUGCAGAAGUCGCGCUUCACUCUGCUCCACGACAGUGUGGCCAAAGCCCUGUGGGACUGGCUCAUUCUGCUGGCCACCUUCUACGUGGCUGUCGCUGUGCCCUACACCGUCAGCUUCACGCCGUACCAUGACACUGUCGCGGCUUCAUACUUCACCAUUGUCAGCGACAUUUUAGUGGAAAUGCUAUUUAUUAUAGACAUUAUCCUGAACUUCCGCACCACCUUUGUGAGCCAGUCAGGGCAGGUGGUGUAUGAGUCGCGCUCCAUUUGUGUUCACUAUGCCACCACCUGGUUCUUUGUGGACUUGUUGGCUGCUCUGCCCUUUGACCUACUGUAUACCUUCAACAUCACAGUGAGCCCCUUGGUCCACCUACUCAAGACUGUACGCCUGCUGCGCCUCCUUCGUCUUCUUCAGAAGCUGGAUCGCUACUCCCAGUACAGUACCAUGGUGCUGACCUUACUAAUGUCUGCGUUUGCCCUGCUGGCACACUGGAUGGCCUGCAUCUGGUAUAUGAUUGGAAGCAUGGAGAUAGAGAACAGUGAGACCUGGGACAUUGGGUGGCUCUAUAAGCUGGGCAAACAACUGGAGACGCCCUACAUCAACAGCACGGUGGGCGGCCCGACAGUACACAGCUCCUACAUCGCUGCCCUUUACUUUACCCUCAGCACCCUGACCAGUGUGGGCUUUGGCAAUGUCUGCGCCAACACCGAUGCUGAGAAGAUCUUCUCCAUCUGCACCAUGCUCGUUGGCGCUCUGAUGUACGCCCUGGUCUUCGGUAAUGUGACGGCCAUCAUUCAGCGUCUGUACUCACGACGUUCUCUCUACCACACACGCAUGAAGGACCUGAAGGACUUCAUCCGUGUCCACCGUCUCUCCCAGCAGCUCAAACAACGUAUGCUGGAGUUUUUCCAGACCACAUGGUCUGUCAACAAUGGUAUAGAUGCUAACGAGCUCCUACACGACUUCCCUGACGAGCUGCGGGCCGACAUCGCCAUGCAUCUGAAUAAGGACAUCCUCCAGCUGCCGGUCUUUAAGGGGGCCAGUCGUGGCUGCCUGCGCUCACUCUCCCUCCAUAUACAAAGCUCCUUCUCUGUCCCUGGGGAGUUCCUUAUCCGUCAUGGCGAUGCGCUGCAUGCCAACUACUUCAUCUGCUCUGGGUCUCUGGAGGUGGUUAAAGACAACAUAAAAGUGGCAAUGUUAGGACCAGGGGACCUGAUUGGGUCUGACCUGCCUGGUACAGACCAGGUGAUCAAGACCAAUGCCGAUGUGAAGGCGCUGACCUACUGUGACCUCCAGUAUAUCAGUGUGCGUGGCCUGAGAGAAGUGCUGAAACUCUACCCUGAGUACGCCAGUGUGUUCGCCUCCGACAUCCACAACAACCUCACCUACAACCUGCGUGAUGGCAGCCUGGAAGAGGGCCACAGCCCGUUCUCAAGGUCCCACAGGCUUUCCCAUGAACCCAGGCUCCCUUUGGAAACAAAGGGGGACAACCCUGAUGACUCCUUCCUCCUCUCACCAGCGACCCGCUCCCGUCGCAACCUCCUGCUGCCCAGCUUCGGCAGCCCUGUUCGCCCUACCCCCCUGGGAAACCUCCAGGGGGAUGAUCUGCGGCAGUUACAGCACAACGGUUUAGAAAACCUUAGUCAUGGCCUUCACGGGCAGAGCUCAUUCCCUCAGCCAUCAUCAAAGAAAACCCCAGAUCUUAAUCCCAGGGUUGUAGACGGCAUGGAAGACAAUAGACACACGUUCCAUUUCAACGUGGAGCACAGCGGGCCUAAGGCCAGUACAGGAGGCACCACCCAAGACUCCACACAGUAUAAUGCCACUCUGCUGCUGGAGACGGAGGAGAUGCGACAGAACUUCAGUCAACUCAACCAAAAGGUGGACAGAUUUAAUCAGGAAGUAUCUGAGAGUCUGCACCACAUAAUACACCUCCUCCAGGCCCAGGUAUCCAGCCCUCCCACAGCCCCCAACACUGGAAUAUCCUUUUAACCUAGCCUCAGCCUACCAACUCCAACAUGAAGGCCAUGGCCACCAAAGCAGCCCUCAUAAUCUUUUUUUUUAUUUAAAAAAUAAAAAAAUAAAGUUCCACAACAGUGGCUUCCAGUAUAUACUGUAUAUUUUUUCCAACAUCCUCAGAGCAAUUUGCAGUUGAUAGUACCUGUUACCUCCUUGCAUGGUAAAGUUGUUUAUUCUUUUUCCAAAGGAAAAGGUUUUCAAAUCAAUGUGUAAGCAACAUGACAACCUGUUAAUUGUGUACACAUAUACUGUAUUUGUAAGGCAGACAGGUCAGAGUAGUUGGAUGUCAUUUUUCCUUUUUUUGGAAAAGAAACACAGAAUAGAGUAACAUGUUCUAUAAAUGACUGCUUAGUUGUAAUAGAACAUCUCAUCUCAGUCAGAAAUCCAGUUUAAAUGUAAAAUAAUGAAUAUCCAACUCCGAUUUAAGCUUAGGAACUUUGUGUUAAAGCUUCAGAAAAACUGGACUUAACGACUUUUUUCUGUAUUGUACAUUCAUCAAAGUUAGACUUUGUGUUUGACAGGUGGUUGUGCAUGAUCUGAAACCCAUUCUCAAAAUAUUGUUGCAUGUAUUCAGUUAUG
Messenger RNA from Dicentrarchus labrax (European seabass), 2994 nucleotides. Its product is annotated as potassium voltage-gated channel subfamily H member 4-like. Bases 1 to 2388 code for a protein of 795 amino acids. NCBI's taxonomy places the organism in Eukaryota, Metazoa, Chordata, Actinopteri, Moronidae. Gene Ontology annotation, biological process: potassium ion transmembrane transport; regulation of membrane potential. The transcript has 13 exons. Gene Ontology annotation, cellular component: membrane. The record is from RefSeq and is a predicted model, not a curated record. Gene Ontology annotation, molecular function: voltage-gated potassium channel activity.